AUGGCCUCCAUAUUCACCUUCGACCCCGAUCCUCCGCGCGUUUCGUCGCCGUGGGCAAUCACACCCAUCGGCGACGUUGCGCGAUCCCCGGUUCCAACCACCAAACCCCGGCGUAUUCCUUCGACUCUCGGUGGCCUUGACGAUGAGACGAGCGCGAAUGCAACAUCCCUCCCCACCGAUAUAGAUUACACACACAUCACACGGCUGGAGGCAGAACCCCAGGAUGGGCCUACGGAGUACAAGCUACAUCUGCUGCUCAGGCGACGGAGGUCAUUCACCCGUUCCAGUACCGCACGCCAUAUAUCUGGGUCCAUGCGUCGACCAGAAAUACCUAUACCAGCGGGUCGCAGCGUAUCAGAGUCCGGCGUCCUGGCCAACACUCCUCCACCCUUGGCCUCCACACAGUCCAAGCAGCAUCGUCUGGAACAGCUGACUACUCAGUUGCUGUGGCGCCUACAGCAGUCAUGCCCAAACCACAUGUCAUCAUCCAUGGCACCUGUCAUACCUCACUUCCCCGAUGAUGCACGUCUGUCAGCCCCCGAGAUGCCUCAACGUCUGCUGCCGGGAUUGGAAGAGAGUAGUGGUGCGCUCUACGAGAUUGGAGUCGCGGACGACGGAACUAUCGUUGGUCUGGCAGAAGACGAGAUGGAAGAGAGCCUGAACAAUUUGCGCGCCAUGGCUGCAAGCUUAGGCUGUGGAAUCGAGGUUAUGCGCAGGGUUCCAGUGGGCGACUGCGAGUGGAUAGAGAAUCCUGGCACAGUACAACAGAGGGUGGUAAAAUCGCAACUACUAGUUGCCGAAGCUCUGGUCCGCCCAGAACAGCACUUGAUCGAUCAUACGAAGAGGAAUGAGCAGGAUGCAGCCCACGUUCCGUCUAACUCCGGUGCUAGCAACGUUGGGGCUCUGACCAACGAGUCUAAAGGAGUCACUGAGCAGAUGCGUGUAUCAGUGACCGGUGCCACCAUGUCCGGUAAAUCUAGUCUACUUGGCACGCUUUCUACCGCCACGCUGGAUAAUGGCAGAGGAAAGAGUCGCCUGAGUCUUUUGAAACACAGACACGAGAUCGCAUCAGGGAUGACCAGCUCUGUCACUCAGGAGUUGAUAGGACGCACCACCGUCCGUGGAAUUGUUGGCUGUGAGUCUUCAGGCAAGCUCGGAGCAUCACCUUCAGCAGAAGAGAUACUCGGCCCAGCAGCAGCAGAUCUGGAUCUGUCUCGUGCACACCUUCAGUUAUGUCUCGCCCUGGAAUUGCCGCUUGUAAUUGCCAUUACGAAGUUCGAUUUGGCUAAUGCCGGCUUGAAAGCCUCCAUGGCCAAGUUGUUUACAGUGUUGAAAGCCCACAGGAGGAGACCUUUUCUUGUCCACGAUCCAUCUACAUCUGUGUUAGAAGCCGAUCUACACACAAUUGAAGGGGUCGAUCUCGAAAAGACGGACGAGGCUCUGAGUCCCCAUGCCGACUCGCCAUUUGCGGCAGUGCCGGUAAUAUUUACUAGUGCGGUCAAAGGAACAGGAAUUCGGAACCUUCAUGCAUUCCUUCGACGCCUGCCCAUGCCUGCGGAAAUGAACUCAUCAGCAGAUGUAUCAACUUCACCACUAUUCUACAUCGAAGACGUCUACAGCGUCCGCACGAAUACACCAAAUGAUCGAUCUGCCAUCAUUGGGGGCUAUCUUCGCUACGGGUCUAUCGCUGUUGGCGAUGAGCUACUUCUAGGACCCUACCCAGUGGAUAUCAGCUCUGAUGACAGCGACAGCGGGAGGGCGAUACCAAAUCGCAAGCCCUCUAUACCGCAAUCGAGGUCAUUUCCUGGCGCACUGAGCACGAAAUCGAAGAACACUUCACUGCGCGACCGACACAGUGAGUGGCGACGUGUUCGCAUCACGUCUUUACGCAAUCUGCGUCUGCCCGUGCGGACGUUGCAUACAGGCCAGGUUGGUACCAUGGGUAUCGCCCCCGUCGACACACCGAUUGUAAGUCCAUCGAUCAACAGGAUACGCAAAGGCAUGAUACUGGCGGCUCGCGAGCCUAAAGCGCACAAAGUCAUUACAGUACGAUUCGAAGAGGGGCAAGCAGAAGGCGUCAAGGAUCUCGGUGUCGGUAGCGCAGUCGUCGUCUACAUUGCCAGCGUCAGAGCUUCAUCGAAGGUACUUUCCGUUUCUGCUGAACGUACCGAAGCCCCUGCGCUGAACAUUAAUGGAGACGAUGAUGCUUUCGGGUUCGGCUUUGACGACGAGGUGGAGAAGUCAGCAACUGAGGGUGCGGUCAUUGUGACCUUCCAAUUCAUCGCUUCGCGCGAGUUCGUAGAGAUGGGUGCCAAGGUGUUGGUCAUGCCUGGUGGUGGGCCAGGGCUUUUCGGGGGUAAUGAGAGGGGUGCCAAGGGUAUGGCUGGGCUGGAAGGGUUUGUUGGCAGAGUAGUGGACGACGCUUAG
This is a messenger RNA of Alternaria ethzedia, 2427 nucleotides long. RefSeq lists its product as uncharacterized. The transcript is spliced from 3 exons. The record is from RefSeq and is a predicted model, not a curated record. Lineage: Eukaryota; Fungi; Ascomycota; Dothideomycetes; Pleosporales; Pleosporaceae. Bases 1 to 2427 code for a protein of 808 amino acids. Gene Ontology annotation, biological process: translational elongation. Gene Ontology annotation, molecular function: translation elongation factor activity.